UGUUUCGCCAUUUGACAGCACCGUCAGCUGUCAAAUAGCGCAACCCACGACAGCAAAGUUAAAAAGCAAGUUUUUUUUCUACCAAUCGAUCGGGAAUCAGUCGUAAGAAAAGUGUUCGCCCGUUUGUGUAACGAAAAUGCCGGAAAACGCUCCAGUCGCCGAGAUGGAAAAUAUGGAUUUAAACAAGCAAAAGGCAUGAGUUACCAAAACAUCACUAUACUUAACUCCUAGCAUUGGCACCUGGUGUGUGGUGUGGUGCGUGUGCCAUCAUCUGCCAACGUGUGUUUUGCUGCGUCCGGUGUGUUGUUGGUGUAGAAAAAGUGCAUCGAAAAGGGAAACCCCGUUCGAAUUAGAUGAGCUAAGAAAGGCUAAGAAGUUCAGAGACAAUGCAACAGACAGUGGGUGUGUUGGUGCGCCGGUGUGCACGAUGGACGAUGAUGGUCGGUGCUGGCGGCAGCCCGAUUGCGUACCGUGGAAGUGGCAGCCGGGAAUGGUUGAUGUUACGGCAAUUGCAUCGAAUAGCGCAGCCUACUAUUGGAAGCCAGCAGCAUGGUCCUCGUCAGAAUCGCGCCUUUGCUACACUGGCAAGCAAGGCGAAGAAGGAGAAACAGAAGAAUGCUGCAGCCGAUAAAGCAGCCGCUGCCGCUGCUGCUCCGGCCGGUCAGGCUUCCGGCGCAGCCGAAGCCGGCAAGGAUGGGCCAGAAUUUAUUGACCACCGGAUUAAGAUCUAUGACGAACUGAUGGCGCAGUACAAGGAGGAGCUGGAAAAGAAGGAGAAGACUCCCAUCAAGGUUACGCUACCCGACGGCAAGCAGGUCGAGGGAUUGAGCUGGCAAACAACGCCGUACGAUGUGGCACGGGGAAUCAGCCAAGGGUUGGCCGAUAAUACCGUGAUUGCGCGCGUAAACAAUGAACUGUGGGAUCUGGACCGUCCGCUCGAGGGAGACUGCAAGCUGCAGCUGCUGAAGUUCGAUGAUCCCGAUGCACAGGCCGUAUUCUGGCACAGCUCGGCCCACAUUCUCGGAGAAGCGAUGGAAAAACGAUACGGUGGACAUCUGUGCUACGGACCUCCGAUCGAUAAUGGCUUCUACUACGACAUGUUCCUGGAGGGUAGCGGUAUCUCCAACCAGGACUAUGGCGCGCUCGAAUCGGAGGUUAAGCGCAUCGUAAAGGAGAAACAACCGUUCGAGCGGCUGGUGAUGAAGAAAGCCGACCUUUUGCGCAUGUUCGAGUACAACCAGUUUAAGGUGCGCAUCCUGAACGAGAAGGUUACGACCGACACAACAACGGUGUACCGGUGUGGUCCGUUGAUUGAUCUGUGCCGUGGGCCACACGUGCGCAACACGGGCAAGGUGAAGGCGCUGAAGGUGGUGAAAAACUCGGCCACCUAUUGGGAGGGUAAGGCGGACGCGGAAACGCUGCAGCGCGUGUACGGCAUCUCGUUCCCGGAUCCGAAGCAGCUGAAGGAAUGGGAAAAGAUUCAGGAAGAAGCGGCCAAGCGUGACCAUCGGAAGUUGGGCAAGGAGCAGGAACUGUUCUUCUUCCACGAACUUUCGCCCGGUUCGUGCUUUUUCCAGCCCAAGGGUGCCCAUAUCUACAACACGCUGAUGGGAUUCAUUCGCAGCGAGUACCGCAAGCGUGGCUUCCAGGAGGUGAUUUCACCGAACAUCUACAAUGCGAAGCUGUGGCAAACGUCCGGCCAUUGGCAACAUUACGCGGAGAAUAUGUUUUCGUUCGAGAGCGAAAAGGAAACGUUCGCACUGAAGCCGAUGAACUGUCCGGGGCACUGUUUGAUGUUCGAUCAUCGCAACCGAUCGUGGCGUGAGCUGCCGCUGCGUAUGGCCGACUUCGGUGUGCUUCAUCGAAACGAGCUUUCCGGUGCGCUGACCGGAUUGACGCGUGUACGUCGAUUCCAGCAGGACGAUGCCCACAUCUUCUGCAUGCCGGAUCAAAUCCGUGAGGAGAUUACCGGCUGUCUGGACUUUUUGCGGCACGUGUACACAAUCUUCGGAUUCACGUUCAACUUGGUUCUCUCUACCCGACCGGAGAAGUAUCUUGGCGAGAUUGAGGUGUGGAACGAGGCCGAAAAAGCGCUAGCAGAUUCGCUGGAUAAGUUUGGCGAACCGUGGAAAGAGAACCCGGGCGAUGGUGCGUUCUACGGUCCGAAGAUUGACAUUACGAUCAUGGACGCGCUCAAGCGUAACCAUCAGUGUGCUACGAUCCAGCUCGAUUUCCAGUUGCCGAUCCGGUUCAAUCUGAACUACAUCGACGAUAGCGGCGAGAAGAAACGGCCGGUCAUCAUUCAUCGUGCGGUGCUCGGUUCGGUGGAACGUAUGAUUGCAAUUCUGACGGAAAAUUAUGCCGGCAAGUGGCCGUUCUGGUUGUCGCCCCGGCAGGUAAUGGUGGUACCGGUGGGACCGGCGUACGAUGACUAUGCCGACAAGGUACGGCAGCGUCUGCACGAGGCUGGGUUCAUGGUGGAGGCCGAUCUGGAUGCGGGCGAUACAAUGAACAAGAAAAUCCGUAACGCACAGCUGGCACAGUUUAACUUCAUUCUGGUGGUCGGCGAGAAGGAACGAAGCUCGGAAACGGUAAACGUGCGCACACGAGACAACAAGGUGCAUGGCGAGGUAACGGUCAAUGAUUUGGUUGCAAAGCUUUCCAAGCUGCGCGACGAGUAUGCUCGCGGAGAAGAUCAAUUUUAAACGGAACGCGUUGAUCCGCCCAAGCAUUUAGAGAGGCGCAUAGGGGCGCGAAGUAAAGAAGCUAUGCAUCUGCAUUAGCACCGAAUACGAAAGCCAAUGUGGAUUUGCAGUGAUCAGACAGGGUCUGUUUAUUCUUGGAAGUUUCUAAUUAAGUUAUUGAGUUCAUCAUUCGUUCUGCUUGUACUAGUUCCACCCUCCCGGAUACUGUUUAGAAUGAAAUAAAGUUCAUUUGGAAUUUAAUCUAAAA
Anopheles stephensi (Asian malaria mosquito) is the source of this 2952-nucleotide messenger RNA. It is a transcript of the gene ThrRS, whose product is annotated as threonine--tRNA ligase 1, cytoplasmic. The transcript has 4 exons. Gene Ontology annotation, cellular component: cytoplasm. NCBI's taxonomy places the organism in Eukaryota, Metazoa, Arthropoda, Insecta, Diptera, Culicidae. The coding region runs from base 387 to 2705 and encodes 772 amino acids. The record is from RefSeq and is a predicted model, not a curated record. Gene Ontology annotation, biological process: threonyl-tRNA aminoacylation. Gene Ontology annotation, molecular function: ATP binding; threonine-tRNA ligase activity.